AUAUGUGCACACGGAUAUAUGAAAGAUAACAAGGGAUGUCCUGUUUGUAAAUGUGCGAAAUGCCCUCCAUUGGAUCAGUGUUAUAAACAGUGUUUGUAUGGUUUUGAAACGAACAGUAACGGAUGUCCUGUAUGCAAGUGCAGAGGAAUUCUGUUCAUUAUUAACAUGUCCAGAACGUCCAGAUUCUUGUCCGCUCGAGCAAUGGAAAAGAAAAGAAGGGUUGUCGAAUGUCCACCAAUCGCAUGUCCAAAUCCUAUACCUGACCCGAGUAAUAAAUGUUGUCCCAAAUGUCCGGAUGAGACAAAUUCAACGUCGCUGCUGGCAUUGUCACACGAACGAGGAACCACACUGAUCUGCACCGAUGAGAACGAUAUGGCGCAUGUUGAAGGAUGUGUCGCAAGCGAAGAGGAGUCAACUGAUACGAAAAUUGAAUGCUUCCGAGAGAAAUGUGCUGGAUUAGAGAACUGUUUGGGUAUGCCGCUCACUAUUAAAGGACGUUGUUGUCCAGUUUGCUCAGACGUGCUAUCAUCGGAGUCAGUCUGCAUCUACAACAAAAACUCCUACAGUAUCAAUGAAGAAUGGCAUGAUGGUGAUUGCCGUAACUGUACGUGUCAACCAGGUGGUAAAACGAUUUGUAAGGAGCAACAAUGUGCACCAUGUAAUAAACCGAUUGUUGUUCAGGGUCAAUGCUGUCCGCUUUGUAAAGGUAUGAACAACCAUCAACACAAAUGUGACACGUUGCUUUUGUUUCCAAUUAUCCAAUGNGGUUGGCAAUCAAUUGGUGAAGGAAAUCCACACGCAAUCGAAGUAGACAGCAACUCACACACUCAAUCUGUAAAUCCAAUUCUAAUUGGUUUAAGUUUUGGUGGAUGUUUAUUAUUAGCGACGAUCGUUCUAUUGCUCAUCUAUCAAUUCAUUAAACGGCGACGAAGCAGCAAACAAAAGAAAUCACCGAUUCACUUCAACAAUUCCAAAGUGCUGCUAUCGUCAUCGAAAGCAAUCGGAUCAACGCCACGACUAUACGACGAAUUUCCGAAACGAAGAGACAGCUGUGGAGAUGGUCAAAGUGAGUCAUUGCUUUCAACAACCUCUGAAUCAAGUUCAGCCGUAUCGUCGAACGGCAGUUCGGGUCAUGAGCCACACUUCGACACACUUCCGUUAACAGCCAAAAAGAACGGCGCAAAACGAACCAAAUCGGUUGACUACGGUAACAGUAUUCGGCGUGGUUUUGGCUCGUUCAAAAAUACACCGCUAAGUAAAGCUAGUAAAGUUGGUGAAAAGCAUGGCUCGUGUAACGUCUAA
Molecule: messenger RNA, 1302 nt
Organism: Anisakis simplex (herring worm)
Lineage: Eukaryota; Metazoa; Nematoda; Chromadorea; Rhabditida; Anisakidae
Source: the annotation of a GenBank genome assembly